AUGGCCCCUCACGCUAUACCUGUGUCAAGUAAGACUACCAGUGAAGUUGAUGUCACAUCAUCAUCUUCCUUCUCGCUUAUCAAGGCCAAUCCAUUCGGGUUGACAACUGAUCCCCAAGAAAUCAAAGACACCACAUACACUUCAGCCACUACCAUCAUUAAUCAAACACUUUAUUCUAUUGCUUCCAAGAUCUUUAGCUAUGAAACUGUUGGUGAUGAAAAUUUAUUAGAUUCCAACAUCCAACUCUGGUUACAGUAUCAAAGAUUGAAUGCGUAUGGAAUUGUUCCAUUUUAUAACAAAUUCCAAGUUAGAUCAGGUGCUGCCAAUGCAAUCUUAGGGUAUUUCACUAAGAAUGGCACUAAUGGUCAACCAGUCUCUACUUUACUUGGAUCAAAUGGAUUAAACUAUAUGAGAACAGCAUUGUCGAGUGCUACUGCUGAUAAAUUACCAUUGGCAUUGAAUGUUUCUGCUAUUGAUUUCAAUCAGGAUUCGUUGGUUUCAAACUACGGUGAAGCUUUGAGUGUUGCUCGUACUUUAUCUUAUCCUGUUUUCACUCCAGUUGAUUCAAAUGAUGCCUUAGAAAUACAACAUUUAGCUAUCUUGAAUCAUUUUUAUUCAUUUUUCAGUGGUAAACCUUCUGUUUAUUUAUUUGAUGGUCCUGAAUUUGUAAAAACCUUUAAAAAAUUUGAAAAUGUUUUGUCUAGUAACGAUAUUUUCCAAUUAUACCAAAGCUUAUUAGAUUCAGCUACAGAUGAAGUUUCUAUUGAUGCUGCUUUCAAUGCCUUGAAUAAAGUCACAGGAAAGAAUUAUUCUCAAUUUGAAUAUGUUGGUAGUGAAAAUCCUAAAACCGUGUUUGUCGUUUAUGGUACUCACCAAAGUACCCAAUUGAGUCAAAUUGUCAGCAAAUUAGAUGUAGGGUUAGUUAAAGUUAGAGUUCCUGUUCCUUUCAAUCAAGAAAAACUUGUCCAAGUUAUUCCUCAAUCAACCAAGAAAUUAGUGGUGUUGUCUUCUUCUAAUGAUGGAUUAAUGGCUGACGUUACCGCUGGAUUAUUCUUAGGUGGUAGAUAUCAUUCAUUAUCGCUUGAUGAAUUCAAUUAUCCUCUUGAUUUCAAAUGGACUCCAAUUACUGUUACAAAAUUAUUAAAUGAAUUUGUCUCAUUAGAUUUUGAAAAAAUUUUCCCUGUUGUUAAACCAGCAGACGAAGUGUUGACCGCCAACUCUUCACCUGAAGGUAGUUAUUUGUUCUGGGGUAAAGAUAAUGGAAUUAUUGUUGAUACUGUUGAAAAAUUGGCAUUAUCUUUAUCUUUAGAUAACAGCAAGAGUGUCGCCAUUAGAAAUAUGUUUGAUAACGGUAACGGAGGUGGAUUAUUUCAAUCACAAAUUAUUUCUACCACAGGUCCAAUUAGAGCCGUUGAUGCAGCAGACGUUGUUGUUAUUGAAGAUUUAUCUCUUUUACAAUAUUACGACGUCUUAGCCACAGCAAAACCCGAUGCUUCUAUUUUGUAUAUUAAUCAUAAAUCAUUGACAAAGGAAGAAUUGAUUGAAAAAUUACCUAUUGAAUUCAAAAAAGAUUUGGCUAAAAACCACAACAAGUUGUAUGCCAUUGACUUCUCAAUUAUUGAAAAAUUGGAUGAAGCUAAUAGUGCCACUAAAGGAUUUUCUGGUGAAUUUUUGGUCCAAUUGGCAUUUUGGAGAAGCGCCUUACCUGAAUUGGGUGGGUUCAUCGUUAACAAAUUAUUGCAAGCCAAUGGUAAUUCAUUUGAAUUGUUAGGUACUGUUUUAGAUAACUUUAUCAAUUCUGUUGAUGAAAACCAAGGUAUCAAAGAGAUCCCAGUUGCUCCUGAAUGGGUUGAUUUGAAGGACGAAGUCAAAGAAGCUGAAGAAAAGAAAGAAAAUGAGACCAAAGAACAAGAGCAAGACAAAGAACAAGUUGAAGUUGAAGAAUCAAAUGAAUUACCAUUUUUCCCCAUUGAAACUUCCUUCUUUGCCAAUCCAAGAAACCCAAUUGAAGCUGUUGAAGAAAUUAACAAUACCGGUUACAAAUCUCUUGCACAAAAGAUUACUUUCCCUGAAGCUUAUAAUGUUUCUAAAGAUUUGAGACCAGAUUUGCCAGUUAAAAAUUUUGUGGUAAAAGUUCAAGAAAACAAGAGAUUGACUCCAACUGAAUAUUCAAGAAAUAUUUUCCACAUUGAGUUUGAUACUACUGGUACCGGGUUGACUUAUGAUAUUGGUGAAGCAUUGGGUAUUCACGGUAGAAACAACAGCGAAGCAGUUGAAGAAUUUUUGAAAUUCUACAAUGUUGAUGGUGAUUCACUUGUUGAAAUCACCAAUAAAGAUGAUAGCAAGAUUGUUGAAAUUAGAUCAGCCAGACAGGCAUUGACUGAAACAGUUGAUUUCUUGGGUAAACCACCUAAAAGAUUCUAUGAAUCAUUAGCUGAAUUUGCCACUGAAGAAAAAGAAAAGGCAGUCUUAACUAAAUUGGCUAGUGCUGAAGGUGCUGAAGAGUUGAAAAAGAGACAAGAAGUUGAUUUUGAUAGCUAUUUUGACAUUUUACAAGAAUUCAAAUCAGCAAGACCAUCAUUUGAAGAAUUGAUUAAGAUCAUUGCUCCUUUGAAAAGAAGAGAAUAUUCAAUUGCUUCUUCACAAAGAAUACAUCCUAAUGCUGUUCAUUUGUUAAUUGUUGUCGUUGACUGGGUUGAUACAAGAGGAAGAUUGAGAUACGGUCAUUGUUCAAAAUACUUAUCCGAUUUAAAAAUUGGUGAUGAAUUGGUUGUUAGUGUUAAACCAUCAGUUAUGAAAUUGCCACCAUUAUCCACUCAACCUAUUGUUAUGUCAGGGUUGGGUACUGGGUUAGCACCAUUUAAAGCAUUUAUUGAAGAAAAGAUUUGGCAAAAACAACAAGGUAUGGAGAUUGGUGAUAUCUAUUUGUACUUGGGAUCAAGACACAAAAAGGAGGAAUAUCUUUAUGGUGAACUUUGGGAAGCUUAUAAAGAUGCUGGAGUUUUAACUCAUAUUGGAGCAGCAUUUUCAAGAGACCAACCAGAAAAGAUUUAUAUCCAAGAUAGAAUCAGACAAACAAUUGAGGAAUUGACUGAUGCUAUUGUCACCAAAAACGGUUCGUUCUAUUUGUGUGGACCAACAUGGCCAGUACCAGAUAUCACUGCAUGUUUGGAAGAUAUUGUUCGUAAUGGAGCCAAAAAGAAUGGUGAAGAAAUUAAAGAUGUUGCAAAAGUUGUUGAAGACAUGAAGGAAGAUGGUCGUUACAUUUUAGAAGUCUAUUAG
Candida dubliniensis CD36 is the source of this 3282-nucleotide messenger RNA. RefSeq names its product sulfite reductase subunit alpha (gene MET10). Lineage: Eukaryota; Fungi; Ascomycota; Pichiomycetes; Serinales; Debaryomycetaceae. The coding region runs from base 1 to 3282 and encodes 1093 amino acids. Gene Ontology annotation, cellular component: cytosol. Gene Ontology annotation, molecular function: FMN binding; sulfite reductase (NADPH) activity; flavin adenine dinucleotide binding. The transcript has a single exon. The record is from RefSeq and is a predicted model, not a curated record.